CCGCGCCGAGGCUCCCAGCAAAGAAAGCAAAGCCUCACAGCUGCGCAGUUCCAGCCUCCAUAGCUCGGCCAGCAAACUCUUCAGCCUCGUCAUAUCCAUCGCCUCCGAUUCCCUGGCGUUUGCUUCCUCCCUGGGAGGUCAUAGCUAGCUGCUCGCCCUGUCUCGGUGAGGAGCGACGAGCUGAGGGUACGCCGAAUCACGGUCGGGAUGAAGAGCCGGAGGCAGAGCAGCGGGGGCAGCUCGGGCGGCGCGACGGCCGCGGGGGUGGGGAACACGCACAGCAGCGGCGGCGGGUGCAAGCUGGAGAGGAAGGACGUGGAGAAGAACCGGCGGCUGCACAUGAAGGGCCUCUGCCUCAAGCUCUCCUCCCUCAUCCCGCCCGCCGCCAGGCGCGCGUCCCUGCUCUCGGAGGCGGCGGCGUCCGCGUCCAACCCCAACAAGAGUUUUUAUGGUGUGGGAACUAAAAUGACUUUUUUUCCCAACGGCUCUUCAGCCGGCAAAAGGGCCUGGGCCGAACCCCACCACAAUUCACUUUUGUCUGUGGCCUCUGGUGGGCCCACCUGUCACCUCAAUUCCCCAAUAAUUCAGAGUUUCCAAGCCACCUACCGACGAGGAGGGCCGCUUCGCCACCAUCCUGUGAUGGGGAGUCGGGACACACCCUUGGUCUCACUCGUCUUGAUUAAUGGUCGCCAUGUGCGCGAGCGCAAGGGGAAACUAGAGUCUCCGUCAGAUGAGCUGUCUCCUCCGACGAUACGAGACGCGGAGACGCAGCUGGAUCAGCUGGACAGCGCGGCGGCGUACAUCAAGCAGCUCAAGGAGCGGGUCGAUGCGCUGAAGCGGAGGAAGGAGGGCGGCGGCGGCCGUGAGGGGGGCGCCGCCGCCGGCGCCGUGCGCAUGCCGGUGGUCGAGGUGCGGUGCCAGGACGGGGCGACGCUGGACGUGGUGCUAAUCAGCGAGGCCGGGCGGCCGUUCAAGCUGCACGAGGUGAUCACGGCGCUGGAGGAGGAGGGCGCCGAGGUCGUCAGCGCCAGCUUCUCCGUCGUGGGCGACAAGAUCUUCUACACCAUCCACUCGCAGGCGCUCAGCCCCGGGAUCGGGCUCGACGCCGCCAGGGUCUCCGAGAGGCUGCACGACCUGCUGCUCCUCGUCUGACGAACCACCUACUGAAGAUCACCAGCGACGGUGCUGACGAGGGAGAGAUCUACUGUAUUGUUAGCGUAGCUAUAGUCGAGGUCAGGACACACGGAGCGCGGUAGCAGGGGACGGAUCCAGGGGAGGGAAGCUGCAGGUUUCUUAGCAGUUGUGAGCAAGCGAGCAGACUGCUUUUUUUUGGCUUGUUUUUUCAGCUCUUAGAACGAAACGGCCGGUGCUGUGUACCACACUGGAGUGUACAUGCAUCCUGUCUCUGUUCUAUUACGUGCUGUUUCAGCUUCCUGUACUACUGAUGCUCACUCCACGGAAUCGGAUGCACACUUGUGUUCCUGAAUCCUGUGUGUUGCAGUUGCAGCACGUUUCCAGAAUCUAAUCACAAGCUCCA
This is a messenger RNA of Panicum virgatum (switchgrass), 1537 nucleotides long. Its product is annotated as transcription factor bHLH168-like. Lineage: Eukaryota; Viridiplantae; Streptophyta; Magnoliopsida; Poales; Poaceae. Gene Ontology annotation, molecular function: DNA-binding transcription factor activity, RNA polymerase II-specific; RNA polymerase II transcription regulatory region sequence-specific DNA binding; protein dimerization activity. Gene Ontology annotation, biological process: regulation of transcription by RNA polymerase II. Gene Ontology annotation, cellular component: RNA polymerase II transcription regulator complex. The record is from RefSeq and is a predicted model, not a curated record. Bases 208 to 1152 code for a protein of 314 amino acids. The transcript has 4 exons.